UCUGCUCGCUCUCCUCCGCCUCCCUUGCUCUGCUCCCCUCGUCUACUUGCUCGUUGCUCUUAACAUUCUCUGUGCACCUCCGUCAACAUCCGCAUAGAAGUGCAACCUAGCGAAUCUGACCCGACGUACGCACAAGUGGAGGGGGUCUCAUGUCACAUCAGGCGAGGUCGGCGCCAUCGGUGCCCCGCGCCGACUUCACUAUGUCCACUUCCGUUUCCGACAUGGUCGAGGAUGCUGCCGACGCUCGCAACAGUAUGCCGAUGCCCUUCAAAUCGACGCUUCCUUCGAAUCUCCGUAGGCAAGGGUUUGGCGAACAAGGGAAGAAUAUAGUCGGCCAAGAGCUGCUUCGUCCGGAAGUACUUGGGCGGCACGACGACAUGGAUGUCACGCUAAGCACUGAUCAAGGGACCGCAGUAGAUGACUUUGGCGGACAAAUGGGUGCUAUAAGAGAUGAUGGUGAUGACAGCUUCAUUCCAGGCGUGGGACGAGGCCACCACAGACCCAGCGGAUCAUACAGUGGUCUCAACCACCCUGGUGCACAGCAUCACCUCUCGAGCCAUCAGUACAUACACCCCUCGCCGGCAACAGCAGCUCGUCACAACCGAUUGCGAUCGGAUGCUCUCCCUUUUCCUCCGACUUCGCGAGGUGCUGCUCGUCCAGUGUUGAGCAGCUCGAAGCGGACCACUGUGUCAGCAGCUCUGUCUUCGUCGUCUGGGGCGAGCGAGAGCGAGAGCGAAAGCAACGCAAGCACGGCCACGAGCGCCUCGCCCUUCAAGGCCGCCCGACGUGGAACCACGGCCAUGCCAAGUGUCGCAUCCACGGGUAAUCAUGCCGGCCUCGCAGCCACACCCCUCGGAGGUAGCAUGGUUGGGACACGGAACCCUUCAACGAGACCGGUGCUCGAUGUCUGGGCACUGGACGAGCUUGAUCAGGCAAUGGGCUACGGACGAGCAAGUGCAAAGUAUGGCUCACCUGCAGCAUUUAAACAGAACAAGAAGGGACUUCAUGCGAGUCCUAGCCCGGCGCCAAAGCUUCGUCACGAUCAGCUCAGCCGCGGUCCCAGCUCGCAGAGUCACUUUGAGGAUGCUGUUCGCGCGCUCGGAAAGGAGCUCGAAGGGGCACGGGUCUCUGAUGACCAAGAGAAUGAUGGCAGCAACGGCAGCGGCUAUGCACCCGGGCCCAACGACCGGCAUGGGCUGAGAAAAGUUAGCGAUGGAUCUGCUAAGACGAACAGCAGCGGCCGUACCCUUGUCGACGGUGCUUUCGGUUCAGAUGCGCACAAGCAGAGGGAGCGACAGCGCCAUGCGCUUGGCUUUGUGGACGGCAAUUCCCCCUCGUUGAAACUUCCUUCGGGCCAGAGGAUGGGAAAGGGAGCCUCGCAGGCAGGCACCUUCCUUCCUGAUCUGACCGGUAUGACGUCGGCCCUCGAGUCGCCAGUCAAGACCAUCGUUGGUGUGCAUCAUCGGCCAGUCGAUGCCGAAUCGAUGCGCAAUCGAUAUGCGGCCAAGGUCGAGGCUCGAGCCAAGGAAUUUAGUGAUCUGGCCUUCUACGUCAAGCACAUUGAAGAAGACUUGGACAAGACACAAAAGAGGGUCGAAGAGGUAGAAGCGGGACAAAGCAUGUGCGUCGAGGAGGUGCAAAACCUUCGGGGUGAGUUCAGCGCGUGGCGGAACGGCGAAGGUGCGCCAAAGGGACGUCGACGACGGGACGCAGCAGAGGGAGAUAUGCAUACACAGAGCUCGCCGACGAAGCGCAAGAUGGCUCAGAGGGACGACGAAGGGGUAGAGUUCAAGGUGCAGAAAAUGAGUGAGCAUAUCGCCCGGCUCAACGCCGACCUCGUGCACUACCGAGCUGCAAUGGAGGAGCUUCGGAACGAGCAGAGGGAGGAGUCGGAGCAGCGUCUGGAAAGGGCGCGAAAGGAGCAACAAAAAGCUCAGAGGGCUUCGCAGCGUCAGGCCUUCUCUUCACCAAGGAAGGGCUCGGCAGGUCCGCGAAGAGCACAUGCGACUACCGCGUACGCCGAAGAUGGGGAGCUCGAUGCUCUCAGGAGGCAAGUGGAUAAGGUCGCCCACGAGGUUCAGCGCCUCCGAUCUAUUGUCGAGCAAGGCGACGGCAACGAUGCCGAUGAAGGAGUACAGGACGGCGGGAGCAUCGUCUCUCACAAGCGAUGCUCUUCGGGCGAGCGACGAUCUUCUGGAGAACGGCGGGCUCACUUUGAGCAACAUAGCAAGGCCGACCUGCAAGCUAGCAGAUUCAGCAGUCAUGACGCCAGCUCGCCCUUUACAAGGGGCUUCCGAAAUAGCACACAAGCACGGGAACCAACAUCGGAACCCGUGUACCGAGGCACCACUGCUGAGUUUCUGGUGUCCGAGGAAGAGGACGAGCCAGAGCAUCUCAGGCACUCCAGCCCAGGCGUCGCUGAGCAUACCCUGAUGGAUGAGGAUGAGGAUCCUGACGAGACCGCAAGACCCAGUCAGACCCGUCCACCCUCCGUUGGACAAGAUCGAGGCGAAGAGGACAUCGCUGCGCAAGCUCAUACCCGAGCUGAAAAGGCUUUCGAAGCCCUCGGGGCUUCGCGCCUGGGUAAAGAUGCUCGAAGUGAGCAUCUAGGAGAAGGGGGCAGCAAGCACGAGGUGGAGAGCGGCAGCGCACUGCAACAUGACGUGAAUCAUUGCACAGUGUGCACAAGCAAGCGCAAAACGGAAAAGAGAAGGGAAGCACGCAAGCACAGGGCCCGCGAUCAAAUGUCAAAGGGGCAGGAAGCAGCGUCAAACGCAGAGGAGGAGUUGAUGCUGCAGUCCUUUUUGGAGGCUGCCGAGGCAGAAGGAGCCAACGUCUCUACCGCUUCUCGGCUCAGUACGCGACAGCUCAAGCUGCUACAGCGACUCAUCACCGAGCACGUCGACGAAUUCAUCCAUCAUCGUAUGCUCUACUGCGAGCUGGCCGACGAGCUGAAGCUCAUGGAACCCAGCAUGAGUCGAACGAGGAGACGCAUCCUCGCCGAGCAUGUCCUCGAAGCCGUCGAAGGCCUCGAGUGGAAAGCCCAGAGGAUCAAUGCUUUGCAGAGCUUGCUUCCUGCCCCGGCCACGGCUCAUUCGCCACCAACAAGCGACCCAGCACCGCUGAAACGACCCCAUCAUGUGUAAAUUAUAGACGCAUCCUUCUUAAGUGCCUUUCUUUCAUUUACUUGUCCUUUUUCUCUCUGCUUCAUCCAAAUCAUCAUCCAUCAAGCAUGCG
Molecule: messenger RNA, 3237 nt
Organism: Acaromyces ingoldii
Lineage: Eukaryota; Fungi; Basidiomycota; Exobasidiomycetes; Exobasidiales; Cryptobasidiaceae
Exons: 2
Coding region: 150-3146 (998 amino acids)
Molecular function (GO): microtubule binding
Source: RefSeq, a predicted model, not a curated record